Molecule: messenger RNA, 1563 nt
Organism: Etheostoma cragini (Arkansas darter)
Lineage: Eukaryota; Metazoa; Chordata; Actinopteri; Perciformes; Percidae
Exons: 6
Biological process (GO): negative regulation of T cell proliferation; positive regulation of T cell proliferation; immune response
Cellular component (GO): external side of plasma membrane
Source: RefSeq, a predicted model, not a curated record
UUUGCUUUGGGACGGGCUUCUGGUCUGGAAGAGAGUCGGAGUCUUGAGUUUCUUCUUCUUUGGUGAAGAUGAAGACGAUUGUGGUGUUUUUUGGGAUUCUGGUACUCGUUUCCCAGCAUGCCUCUGGGAUUGAGGUGUUGGAGGGAAUGGAGGCUGUCGUGUUGCCCUGCUUGUUACCAUGGUUAACUGAGAGCACCAAAGUGGUGUGGCGAUGCCACUUUUGCAAUCCCUCGACCGUUCACGUGCAUCAGGACGAGUACCAGCCUUAUCUUCAAAACCAACAUUUCAGCGGCCGGACGUCGAUGUCAGCUGAUGCUCUGGUAUCUGGAGACCUCAGCCUCACGCUGAAGGACCCGCACCGCUCUGACAGCGGCGUCUACACCUGCACCGCCUACGACGAUGACGAUGAAAUGACAACGCCAGAGUACGAGGUACACCUGCAGGUCUCAGUUCCCCAGCAUCACUCAGAUGUUGAGGUGUAUGGGAGGGGGAGGUCUGUCUCUCUGCCCUGCCACGUACCAGGGUUACCCAAGGAUACUAAAGUGGUCUGGAGCCGCUUUGGUUUCAAUCCCCCGACCGUCCACCAGCAUCUGGACUCCGCUGAGCCCCGUUUCCAAAACAACCUUUACAGUGGCCGGACGUCGAUGUCAGCUGAUGCUCUGGUAACUGGAGACCUCAGCCUCACCCUGAGGGACCCCCACCUCUCUGACAGCGGCGUCUACACCUGCACCGUCUACAGCAGUCAACGCAUAAGGAGACAGAUAGUUGUGCGUCUGCAGGUCUCAGAAUUGUUUCCUUUCCAUCCUCAAUUUCUCCUGGUUGCUGUCCGGGUUUUGGGCCUAGCUGUUGCCGUUGCUUCGGGUCUAGCUUCUUAUUUUUGGCAGAGAAUCUUCACAGUCUCCUGGGUGGAGGUGAAAGAAGAAGAGUUCUUUGUCAAGCUUCCUUGCGUAUUCAGAGCCCCGUUGCCCGUAGACGUGACGGUGGAGUGGAGCCGCUGUGCCCCCGAGCCCAUGAAGGUCCACGAGUAUCGGAACCACAGCCACUACGCUGCCACACACGACACGUUUUAUUUAAACCGCACAAAGAUGGAGAAAGAUCCAGUGAGAACUGGAGACUUCAGUCUGACCCUGAGGGACCCCUGCUACAGGGACAGUGGCACCUACAUCUGCACCCUCCACAAGAACAGACACAUCUGGAUGCAGAAAGUAGUCCAUCUCCAGGUCAAAGUCGCCCAAGAGGUAGUGGACGUCGGAGAGACGGCUACAUGUUUCACGCUGCCCUUCAAAACUAGAGCUAACCUUCCUGCAGAUGCAACGGUGGAGUGGACGCGCACUACACCCGAGCCCAUGGUUGUCCAUGUGUAUGAGAACGGCCAGGACCAGCCUGACAGACAGGACGAAUGUUACUAUGGUCACACAAAGAUGAUUGCUGACCCUCUGCAAUCCAAAGAUCUCAGCGUAACCAUCAAUAACUCCGGCUACCGUGACAGAGGGACCUACGUCUGCACCGUCCACAAGGAUGGAGACAUCCUGGCCCAGAAAGUGGUGGAGCGCCGCCUCACAU